Danaus plexippus (monarch butterfly) is the source of this 1701-nucleotide messenger RNA. RefSeq names its product E3 ubiquitin-protein ligase Mdm2-like. The record is from RefSeq and is a predicted model, not a curated record. NCBI's taxonomy places the organism in Eukaryota, Metazoa, Arthropoda, Insecta, Lepidoptera, Nymphalidae. Bases 134 to 1021 code for a protein of 295 amino acids. The transcript is spliced from 5 exons.
UGACUUCAUACAAAUUUUUACGAAGCAGGGACUUGUCCGAACGAGUCGACAUAUUCUUAAAGUACGGUAUAAAACGAUCCGAAGGAGUGCAUUUUACGUACUCCUAACUAAAAACUAGUGUAGCAUUCAUAUUAUGAAUACAACAGCGACGUAUUCUUCAGAACCCUCAUGGAGUCGACGUUGUUCUACGGAGACUGUGUUCAGCAUCCAGGGCAAAGAAACUGAUUUUGUGCAAGACACCACUGAUUCAGAAUGGGCCAGCGACCACGGCGUGGAGUACGAACCGGUCUCCGAGUCCGACGAGCGACACACGCUGCUGAGCGGAUCCUCGGACCUUAGUGAUAACGAGAUAAUCAAAACGCAAGUGAUCGAGGUGUCAGUGGAGGACGACGGCGGUCUGUUGCUGGCGGACUCGGAGAUCAUGAGCAGCUCCAGCGACAGCGAGCUGGACUUCCACGACUACUGGCUGUGUGCACACUGCCACGCCACCAACAACAACCCGCUGUACAGAUACUGCGAGAGGUGCUUCAAGGUACGUAAAAACUUGUUCCCGCCGAGACCGAAACGUCGAAAAGGAAAGAAAUGCGAUAAACGUCCCGGCCAGGGGUCGCGACCCUUAUCACCAGACUCGGGGGUCGCCUCCACGCUGAGCCAAGAGCUCCAAUCCUCGCAGUUAACUAACACUGACACGUUAAAUAUCAAUAGCGACGACAGGGACAGGGUCAGGUCGGACUCGGAGCUGGAGCCCGAGGCCAAACGUAGGAGGGUCCAGGUCGAGCCGCUGGUGAAGGCGAUGAGCGAUCCGGCCGUGAUGCUGGACACGGCCGCGGCCGACGACGGUCGGACGUCGGAGCUGUGCAUCAUGUGCUGCUCGGAGCCCAAGUCCGGGGUGUUCGUGCACGGCCGGAUCGCUCACAUCUGCUGCUGUUAUAAGUGUGCCUUGAAGGUGUGGAGUACGGUCAAGCGGUGCCCCGUCUGUAACUGUAAAGUAAACAACGUCCUCAGGGCCGUGGUCAUGUGACCUCCCCCCCUCCCCCCAACAGCCACCGGCCGUCAUAUCGGUGGCGUCACCGUAUGUGCAAUUGUUAUGCUGUAUUAGAAUAUUUUUCACGUUAUAGUCACCGCGCCAUCGGAGCGUUAGUUUUUAAAUUCUCGACAAAAACACGACGUAAACGAAACGAUCCAUGAUGAAGAAAGAUCCGCUUAUGUAAUAUAUUGAUGACCGGGUUGUGUGGACGGAGCCUAUAUUAGGCGUGUCAGAGAGUUCGUUAUAAUGUUAGUGUAAAUAAUUUUGUAUAUAAGAUUUUUCCACCGAAAAGAGAGUAAUAUAUUUGUUGUUUAAGAUACGACACGUAGGUUAGGAUCAAGCGGAGUACGAGCGACGGGUGUGUUGCACCCGCUGUUGUUGUUGGACUGACUUUGCCGGGAAUUAUGUAGUUUGUAAGUGAGAAACAAGUAGUCCUGUACGAGCGUCCCCGUUACUCCCACCCCGAUAUAUAUUUUUCUUUACGUAACUAUCGUAGCAUUGUAAAGCGGGAACGGAUCUCGAUAUUUAAUGUGUCGGUGUAGGUCUCUCUGUAACAUUCGACUUCAUGUAAUUCAUAAAAUAUAACAAAAAAAAUAUAUACAAAUAAUAAAGAUGAUGAAAAGGAAAAUUAAAAUGAAACGGAAAAGAUAAAUAAAAAAUUUUCUUUCAGGGAA